UCCGGUUGUUGCCGGGCCCUAUAUCCGGUGUCCGCCCGCCCUCGGCUCCGCCGCCGUCUCCGCAGCCGCCGCGAUGCUGUCCCGGUCGCGCUGCGUGUCCCGGGCAUUCAGCCGCUCGCUCUCCGCCUUUCAGAAGGGGAACUGCCCUCUAGGGAGACGUUCCCUGCCUGGGGUCUCCUUAUGUCAGGGACAAGGUUACCCUGACAGCAGGAAGAUUGUCAUUAACAACAGUAGUGUCUUCAACGUUCGCUUCUUCAGAACUACGGCUGUGUGCAAGGAUGAUGUGGUUACAGUCAAAACCCCAGCAUUUGCAGAAUCUGUCACAGAGGGGGAUGUCAGGUGGGAGAAAGCUGUUGGAGAUACAGUUGCAGAAGAUGAAGUAGUUUGUGAGAUUGAAACUGACAAGACAUCCGUGCAGGUUCCAUCACCAGCACAUGGCGUGAUCGAAGCUCUUUUGGUCCCCGAUGGGGGGAAGGUAGAAGGAGGCACUCCUCUUUUCACACUCAGGAAAACUGGCGCUGCUCCUGCUAAGGCCAAACCAGCCGAAGCCCCUGCUGCUGCAGCCCCAAAAGCAGAACCUACAGUAUCGGCAGCUCCUCCUCCCCCUGCAGCAUCUAUACCCACUCAGAUGCCACCAGUGCCCUCACCCUCACAACCUCCUGUUAGCAAACCGGUGUCUGCAAUAAAACCCACUGCUGCUCGUCCAGGAGCUGAGCCAGGAGUUGGCAAAGGUGUGCGUUCAGAACAUCGGGAGAAAAUGAACAGGAUGCGGCAGCGCAUUGCUCAGCGUCUGAAGGAGGCCCAGAACACAUGUGCGAUGCUGACGACCUUCAAUGAGAUUGACAUGAGUAACAUCCAGGAGAUGAGGGCCCGGCACAAAGAUGCUUUCCUGAAGAAACAUAACCUCAAACUGGGCUUCAUGUCAGCAUUUGUGAAGGCCUCUGCCUUUGCCUUGCAGGAGCAGCCUAUUGUAAAUGCAGUGAUUGACGAUGCAACCAAAGAGGUGGUGUAUAGGGAUUAUAUUGACAUCAGUGUUGCAGUGGCCACCCCACGGGGUUUGGUGGUUCCUGUCAUCAGGAACGUGGAAACGAUGAAUUAUGCAGAUAUUGAGCAAACCAUCAGUGAACUGGGAGAGAAGGCCCGAAAGAAUGAACUUGCCAUUGAAGAUAUGGAUGGUGGUACUUUCACCAUUAGCAACGGAGGUGUUUUCGGCUCCCUCUUUGGAACACCCAUUAUCAACCCCCCUCAGUCUGCCAUCCUGGGCAUGCACGCCAUCUUUGAUAGGCCAGUGGCUGUGGGAGGCAAGGUGGAAGUGAGGCCCAUGAUGUUCGUGGCACUUACCUAUGAUCACCGGCUAAUCGAUGGCAGAGAGGCUGUGACUUUUCUCCGCAAAAUCAAGGCAGCGGUAGAGGAUCCCAGAGUUCUCCUACUGGACCUUUAGGAGGAAGCCAAAUGCCCUACAUAUCAACCAUGCAGGAACUGAAAACCAGUCUUCUCCUUGCCCCCCACGCGGGUCCUGGGUUAGCCUGGUGACAGACAGGCACAUGCUGUUGGCCUCAGCAAGGAAGCCAGGGCACUCUGUAACCAGCAGUCACAGGUCUUUCCUCGGUAUUCCUAGCAGGCUCUCUCCCUCUCUGCACCCUUCUCUUACACUCAAAUAUUGUAUUUCCUUAGGCUUGGGGAAGAGAGCCUUAAUGGAUGCUCAUUAAUAUUCCUGUCUUUCUUCCAUUAGCCCCCUGCAGAGAUGAUUUUGCUUCUCCCCUGUGCAGAAUACUAUAGGAAAACCACUGGGGACCAUGUGAUUAAGUUUCAAUCUUUUGAAAGUAUUCUCCAGAGACGCCUAGGAGGGUGCUGUGCUUCCCAAGCUUGAGGCAGCCUCUGUGUUGGCUGUGCACAUUUUCACUCGAUUCCACCUGUGUGGAGGUUUUGACCACAGGCCAGGAGGUGCUGCUUUGCUUAAUUCACCUUCAUUCUCAGCUAUCAUUGACUUCAAGAUGCCUCUUCUACCUCUUCCAGGAAGCACAUGCCAGGGGAUCUGGCUAGGAGGGGUCUGGCGGUGUUGAGGGGGGAGAGGGCAGAUUCCUCCUGAGGUUAUAUAUUGGAAACUAGGAGGGAGCGGAACCCAGACCCGCCCUCACACUCCAUCACAGCCUCGCACCGGGAAGACUCAUUUUGGCACAGUCACACACAGCUGUGGUUGUGCCAACUUUUCCAGGUUGCUAGGAACCAUUCUAGCCAUUGUUCUCAUUUAGAGCAGAUUGUAGCAUCUCAUGGCAGUGGGGGAUGGUUACCACCCAGGACUGGAGCCUGGUAGAGACUGAGGUGAGGAAAGUUUUUUGUGGAUUGGCUCAGAUUGACUUGAGCUUUUAAAUUCCACUGGUAUAAGCGAGUGGACUGAAGAGGCAGCCCUGUUCCUUCCUGCAUCAUGGCCCUUGGGGAGCAGGGCCUUUGAGCUUCCUCUGCAGAACACAGGUCUGGGGGAGGAUGGACUGUGGUGGAAACCAGCCCCAAGAAGCUAGUACACAGGGGAGGUGACCGAUGUCACCUCUAAGGUACUGCCCGUUGGGUCUGGCCACAAUCAUUGGAAUAAUUGGAGCAGGGGUUUUGUCAUGAAAGCUGUCGGGCUUCAUCGCUUUCAAUCCAAUGGCAUCCAGGCCCGAGGCUGCUGACACUUGACCCCGGGAGCCCUUCGUUUAGUGCAGAGUGCCCAUGUGUACCUUGAGGGAGGAAGCAAGGCCUGGGGGUGGGGUGGGGGGAAGGAUGGGGGAUGGGAGCCAGUACUGAGUGCCUGCAGCAUCUACUAUGUCGUCACUAUUCAGAACUUGUAACUGAAAUAUUUAAAGAAAGUGAUUUUAAAUGCAAAUUAAAGGGCAAAUGUUCUCAAAUG
This is a messenger RNA of Hipposideros armiger (great roundleaf bat), 2887 nucleotides long. RefSeq names its product dihydrolipoamide S-succinyltransferase (gene DLST). The transcript has 15 exons. Lineage: Eukaryota; Metazoa; Chordata; Mammalia; Chiroptera; Hipposideridae. The record is from RefSeq and is a predicted model, not a curated record. Gene Ontology annotation, biological process: tricarboxylic acid cycle. The coding region runs from base 74 to 1441 and encodes 455 amino acids. Gene Ontology annotation, molecular function: dihydrolipoyllysine-residue succinyltransferase activity. Gene Ontology annotation, cellular component: oxoglutarate dehydrogenase complex; mitochondrion.